Molecule: messenger RNA, 1425 nt
Organism: Seminavis robusta
Lineage: Eukaryota; Bacillariophyta; Bacillariophyceae; Naviculales; Naviculaceae
Source: the annotation of a GenBank genome assembly
AUGACAAUGAUGAUGAAAGUGAAAUAUUUGUUGUUAACGCUAUCCAGUUGCUACAUGGUCCAAGCAGCGUUUGACUCUGCUUCGUUUGUGGCGAACGACGUGGCUUCUGGUACUGCAGCGAGUGAUUUGGUGUCGGUGGAUUUUUACACAUCUCCCGAAGCGCGAUUUGACUACGAUGCGAUUCACGCGUUGCGGCCGUUGGUAUUUCGGUUGCAUUCGACUGCUAUUGAGUUUGAACCGCGCAUGGUGGCGACACGAGGUCACGAUCGAGGCUGCGCUCAAGAAGAUGGUUCUCCGUUGGAAGGAGAGUUACCCGGCGAGUGUGCUCUUCAUUGUCUGGUAAGAGGACGCUACUGCGAUGCCAGUUUGUUGGAGUUGCAAAUGAUCACUCAGCAGAUGAGAGCCAGCGGUAAUCACUUUCUGGAAGAAGGGGUAACCCGACGCUGUAUUUGGAAGGAAUAUGGGGUAAAUGAUCCACAAAAGUAUUUUGGGUAUUUUGAUGGCAUUGCGGCCGAAGGUUGUCAACAGACUCUGUCCAAUUCAUGCCGUGAAUACGGAUAUGUCCAAGAGGGACUCGACAUUGAAACCAUACAAAAAUGCGCUGACUCGGAUGGAGUUCAUUCCGUGGGAGCAAAGCCCAUUCUGGAAGAAGCCAUUGCACAGCCUGUUCCCACGCAAUUGCCCGCUCUUUUCGUUCAAGGAAAACAAGUGACAGGAGGAAAUCUUGAUCCCACGGAAGUUUUGACUGCCGUUUGUGAUGCUUUUGCAACGGAAGAAAGACCCAAAGUCUGUCAAUUCUGUCUCGAGACAUGUCCAUCACUCUCCAAUGGAGAAUCCAAUAUUCAGGAAUGUCUGUGGGAACUCAAAUGUGCCAAUCCAGAACACACCUUUCAGACGUAUCUCGGUUACAUGGCCUCCUCUACACCAGAACUACCAGAACAACCCACAGACAAUGAUGACAACUCCACCACGACUACUACUUCCAGCACUAGCAAUACCCAUGCCAUUGGACCCUUUCCCUCGGAUACUGAAAAAGAAGUCUCUGCCGGUCACAAAGCCGCCAAGGUCGCCGAAGAAGGAUUGGGCAUUGUCGCCAUUUUCAUUCUCUUAUUGUUGGGCGCUGCCGUAAUCAUGGUUAUUACUGCCGCCGUUCGGGUCAAUCGUUCCAAACAAGUCAUUGAUCGAUAUUUACAAGAAAAGGCAGAACUCGAUGCUCACAAUCAUGGAGGAGGAGGCACUGCCGGUACUGCCAAUGGAGGAGGUGUCUAUGGACAUCAUGAUCCCGCCAUGUUUCCCGAUGCCGAUGCCGACAUGGAUCUAGAUGCGGCGUUGUCCUAUGGAGAUGUCAUUGGACAAUCCCAACGAGCGGCAGCAUCUCACACGUCGGCGCCUGCUCAGUCCAAGUUCCUGCCCGAAAUUGCGUAA